Molecule: messenger RNA, 4316 nt
Organism: Betta splendens (Siamese fighting fish)
Lineage: Eukaryota; Metazoa; Chordata; Actinopteri; Anabantiformes; Osphronemidae
Gene: mlec
Product: malectin
Exons: 6
Coding region: 312-1172 (286 amino acids)
Cellular component (GO): membrane
Molecular function (GO): carbohydrate binding
Source: RefSeq, a predicted model, not a curated record
CGUGGUUCGACGAGGUAUCUGUCACUCAAUGGCCAUAGGAAAUCUAAUGUUAGGCAGCGCUGUUCCACCUUCUGCAAAGUGGCAGCCGCCUCAGCUAGCAAAGCGAUUGGUGGUUUCUUGCACUUAUUGAAUGAAAGUCAGUGCAGGCUGUGAUCAGAGACUGGACAUAUCUGCACAUAAUACAGUGAUUUUUGCAGUGAGUAUAGCACAGGCUCCUUGGUGUCACGGUGCCGGCAGCGACACGCUUACACAUUGGAAGACGAUAGACUGAAGAGACUCGUGAAAGGGGAAGGGCCGGGCGGUGUGUGGCAAUGCAGCGGGUCACGGCGCAGCUCGUCGCGGGGCUGCUGGCAGCAGCGCUGUCGCUGCUGGCCGAGCAGUGUUGGGCGGACGGCGGGGGCCCCAACCUCGCCGAACGGGUAAUCUGGGCUGUAAACGCCGGGGGUGAAUCGCAUGUGGACGUGCAUGGUAUUCACUUCAAGAAGGACCCAUUGGAAGGGAAAAUUGGCAAAGCAUCUGAUUAUGGGAUGCGUCUGCCAAUACUGCGCUCAAGUCCAGAAGAUCAGAUUCUGUACCAAACGGAGCGCUACAACGAGGACACUUUUGGAUAUGAUGUUCCCAUUCGCGAGGAAGGAGACUAUAUCAUAGUUAUGAAGUAUGCAGAAGUGUACUUUGCUCAGUCACAACAAAAGGUCUUUGACGUGCGUCUAAAUGGCCAUGUGGUGGUUAAAGACCUAGAUAUCUUUGAGCGAGUAGGUCACAGCACUGCUCACGAUGAAAUUGUGCCUUUCUCUAUUCGACGUGGCAAGCUGAGUGUGCAAGGAGAGGUGUCCACUUUCAAUGGCAAACUCACAGUGGAGUUUGUAAAGGGUUAUUAUGACAACCCCAAGGUCUGCGCACUCUAUGUAAUGAAGGGAACACUAGAAGAUGUACCAAAGCUUCAACCUCACCCAGGGUUAGAAAAGCAUGAAGAUGAGGAAGAAGAGGAGGAAGACCCUGAAGUAGGCGAAGAAGGUGGGAAGAAAAAGGUUUCAACAGGUUCCAAGUACAGGGUCCAGUCAGGCCCCCGAACACCAAACCCAUACGCCGCUGACAACAGCAGUUUAAUGUUUCCCAUACUUGUGGCGUUUGGAGUGUUCAUCCCAACGCUCUUCUGCCUCUGUCGACUGUGAGCUAAAACCAGAGGUCGAGGCGACGUCGGGAAAAGAUGGGACGCGAGACUAUAAAGAAAGAGGGAGACAAAUGGGGGAAGGGAGAUGAGCAGUACAGGUAACCGCAUAACCAGAGAGAAGCAGGAGACUCGGACAAAAUCACAAGGACGCAGAGACGACAACUGUUUGAAAAGCCACUGCAAGUUGAAACUAACGCCACACUCGACUUGUAGUGUUGGGAGGAGGAGCUGUAGGAAGUGUAUGCUGUGCACAUCUUUGUGAAUGUGAAUGUUUGCAUCCACCUCUUCUGACCCGUUUGAACAACGUUAGGAUUUACAGAUGCUGGUCUUCACUUAUUGAAACUACAUUGGAACAGCUGAGCGACGCUCCACGGUGGUUUGUCGUAGCUGUUUUCUAACUCAAAGCAUUGUUUUGUACUGGGUGUUUAAAGAAAGCACACUCUGUUUAACACUCGGCACCGAAUCAAGCUGUUGCCUAGAAAUCGAUCCGUGGAAAUACAGUUGCCAUUUAGAACUUGUUACAUUUGUGUUUUUCCACUCAGAUCUACUUAGUCCCACGUUGCCGUGCUAUCGUUUGCCAUAAGAGGUUAAAGAGUUAAGAAAUUAGUGUUACAGGGCUUUAGCUUAGUUGAUUACUUGCUGUGUGGGGUCAAAGUCGCCUUUCUAGGUUUAUAGGCUGGAUUUGAAAACUUGCUAUUGAUGUGUAGACGUUUUUGGCAAUGUUCCACCAAAACCAUUCAGGGUCAUAAAGUGUCCUCAGCAGCGAUGCCACUUUUAACUCUCAGACAUUACAAAGUGAGGAUGCUGAACCUCAAGACAUCAUACAAUUAGUGAGGGGUGAUGUCUAUGCUGUGAAAUGCUAAAGCUUGCGUGAGUCAGUAUCUGCACAUUGCUGUAUUUUAUGAUCUUUGCCUUUUUCUAUUCAUUCAUUCUGCAUGUCUGCCUUUUUGUUUUGCCAAAGAAUGUCUUUUUUUAUUCUAAAACAGGAAUACUUGGUGGCCUCUUUAAUUUUCUAAUUAACAUCUGUAGUGAUCAGUUAAAAUUGUAUUUCUUUCAAAUAUUGUGUGCUUUUGAUUUAAAACAGACACCAUGUCGACUCUGAACGUUGGUUUAAACGUUACUGUUACCUGCUACUGGGAGAACUGGCCACUCUAGCUAAAUAUUAUUCAAAUGAAUGAUGAGGCAGUUUGUCUGAUACAAAGUGGUUCCACCUGCAGUCAGAAGACAAAGCACAGUAUCAGUAUAAGAACAUUAAAUGUUUAUUACAGACAAUAUACAAUAACUUUAGUGCAUGUUUUUGGAAUUGGGUUCAAAUGUGUUGAUUUGUAAAGGUUUUGUUUUUGUUGUUUUUACCUGGCCACAUUGACCCCACCUUAUCUGCCUUUAGUUUCAGCUUUUGGACAGUGAUUCCCCCCUUUUCUUUGUUUUUGCUCUCAUCAUGUGACAUGAAAAGCAGCAUUGUUCUACGUUUUUCACGAGUUGUGUAGUGAAACCUCCCAUUUUUGUAUUCAGUUACCUCCCUUAAGGUCAUAAAGCGACUCUUUCACUAAUACGUCUUAAAUGUCCCCGAGCACCCCCAGUAUUGCUCUUACCAUCUGCAGAACUUGUCUAAAAUUCAGGUCUCGUGGAAUCCUUCCUUGCAGUUUCAGAAAAAAUUCAGUUUGUGGUCGGUUGUUUUUGCAGUUUUAUUUAAGUUGUGAACUGAACUUAUAGUGUAAGCACCUUUUUCUCAAAGAUUCAAAACAUUAAUUACGGAAGGUUCAGCACCAAAGUCACCACGUUAUCCCUCUGCCAGUCUACACGGUAGCGUCUGUAUAUAUAGUACAAAUCACACUUUUUACUGUGUGAGUUUUGAUUUCAUUACUUUUGUGUUGUAGUUGAGGUGUUUGGGGUUUUUAAUUAUUUCACAUGGGAAAGACUUUGUGGAAAAGCCGCAAGAGAGUAGAGUAGAAACUUUAAAAAAAGAAUUAACAGACAGCCAGAUUAAAUGGCAAAGUCAAAUAAAAGAGAUUGUGUCUACAAAUGUGGAAUCUUCACCUAUUAUAUAUAAUUUAAAUCAGAGUGGGGCUGAUCUGGAGAUGUUUUAUAAUAUGCUUGGAUUUGUAUGUUUGAAUUUUUCCUCAGGAUCUGUUUUUGUCUUUUGUUUUUAAAUCAUGUUUUAUUGGUGUGACAUUUUGCACUGCCUUGUGUAUUGGAAAAUCAUGUUUUGUUUUUUGUGUGUUUGUCUGUUGCCUUGAAUUAUUGAAUACAUUGUGCUUUAUCAUAACUAGCCUUGACAAUGCUGUUUUGUUCAUCGAAUUGGCCUCUUUGUUUCCUCUGUUCUACAGUUUUCCGGGGCCAGAUUUUCAUUCCACACAAGUAAUUCUUGUCGAGCGUAACAAAAACCUGUAAGAGGCAUUAAUAUAUUGAGUCUGAUCACUGACCUCAACUUAGGAGUAAAGCCAGUCACACAAAGGUUAGAAGAACAUGUCCAGCAUUAAAUAGACUUAAUGUGUUCAGCUCCUUACUGGGCUCAGACGUGAACAUCCCAACUGAAUAAACUGAGUGAAAUGAAGAUCUGCUCCUCCUUAUCCCUCCACGCGAGAGCCAAAGAAUUGUUCUUAAUCCAUCCAAAAUCCUAGUGUCAUAACAUGACACUAAUGGUUUUUUUCACUAAAGCGGUUUUCUGGCCAGCUAAUAAACCAGGAGAAGCAAACUUGUCAUGUCUUGUCUUAGAUUUUUUUUUAUAUCUUUCUUAAUUUUCCUUUUAACCAUGAAGGCCAACCUUUUACAUUUUGACUCAAACGACUGAUUUGCUCUUAAAUUUAUGCAAAUUGACCUAUUCAGUUUGUUUGUUUUUCCAUUUUUUUCACUUUCGAAAGCAGCUACAACAUGAACGAUGACUUGAAAACCGCAAAACGGGGAGCAGGUCACAGGAAACAAGGUCUGUCGCCCAUCAACACGAGUGGAUGAGACGAUGUGCGUGCUAUAAAUGAGUCCUACUGUACAGAUGUGCAUAGAUAAUUGUUCUGGGGGCUGUAGGCAGCAGUAAGAGACUGAGACGUGUUCAGGAGCCCAGGUCGAUCUCUGAUGUGGGAACUAUCCUAAAAAUGGAAAAUGCUGACAAACAUUGUCUCUUUUUAAUAAAUGUGCUAUUUUAUCAGUA